Sphaeramia orbicularis (orbiculate cardinalfish) is the source of this 4260-nucleotide messenger RNA. Its product is annotated as maestro heat-like repeat-containing protein family member 1. Lineage: Eukaryota; Metazoa; Chordata; Actinopteri; Kurtiformes; Apogonidae. The record is from RefSeq and is a predicted model, not a curated record. Gene Ontology annotation, cellular component: cytoplasm.
AUGGAUCAUGAACAACCCGCCUCCCUCCAAAGCCCCGCCCCCUUCCCCCUGGGUGGAGGCGGAGGUGUGGUGCGCUUGGAUGUGGCUGUGGACCCCUCCCUCAGUGAUCAGAGACACCAUCAUCCUCCUGUGUCCCCUUUAUCAGUAGGCCGGUAUUUAAGGAUCCGGUCUGUGGACCAGGGUCUUCGCUGGACCUCAUCACCUACAUACAGUAAAGGGUCCACAGAGGGUGGACUAGGCUGGACUCUCUACCCACCCUCGUUCUAUGCUCCUAGCCCCGCCCCCUUCCUGCUGACCGCCGGCACGCGACUAGCCGUGUUUCCACCUGCGGUGUCGGACGGACACACAAACCUCAACCCGGUUCCGACCCGGAUCCCCGUCGUCCAGCCCGAGGUCUCCACUGGUCCACCCUCUGUCCCCCAGAGGGAGUCUCCGCCUGUCCUCCGUCCCCCAGAGGGAGUCUCCGCCUGUCCUCCGUCCCCCAGAGGGAGUCUCCGCCUGUCCUCUGUCUGUGGACUUGAGGUGACCCUGGCUUUACUAGAUGCUGCCAACGAUAAAGACUGUGAGGUCCAGGAGCAGGUCUGUAAGUCCAUGUUGACUCUGGGGAAACGGCAGCCGGAGCGAGUGUUGGCCAUGUGUCAGGAGUACCUGCUGAAGCACCCCAAGCUGGUUGUGGGUCACAGGGUUGUGGUUCUUCAGACCAUGGAGCUGAUUGUUGGCUGCAGGAUCGAGGAUGUCGGUUCUGAACGGAUCAAGAGCAUCAUCUGUUUGGCGUCUGAUGAGAUGACAAGAUCUAAGGACAUCGUCCCUGAUUGGCAGCAGGCGUCCAGUAACAUCCUGGUUGCCGUGGGAAACAAACACAUCAACGACAUCAUGGAGGAGAUACUGAGCAAGUUUCAGCCUGGUGUCCUACCGCACUUCUACGUAGUCCAGACCCUGGCCCAGCUGUCUGAGUCCAAUGUUUAUGGAAUGGUUCCAUUCCUGAAUGCCAUCCUUGGAACCAUGCUGCCCAUGCUGAAUAUGGCCAAACACGACAACAUGAAGUGGGUGUUCUCCUCAGCUCUGGCUCAUUUCAGUGACAGUAUCCUGGAAUACCUGGCCAAUCUGGACAAAGCUCCGGAUCCGACUGUCAGGAAGGACACGUUCUCCAGUGAAAUGUCCGCUGCGUUUGACGUCCUGUUCAACCACUGGUUCCAGAGCAGAGACUCAAAGCUGCGUCUGAUGGUGGCGGAGGCGCUGGGGUCCAUGUGUCACCUGAUGGGCAGCGAGAAACUGGAAGAGCAGAUCCAAAGACUGAUACCAGCCAUCCUGUCCCUGUACAAGAAACACAGCAAUGAGUACUACAUCAUUAGUAAGGUACUAAACAGACACGAGUACUACGUCAUCAGUAAGUACGUCAUCAGUAAGGUACUAAACAGAAAUGAGUACUGCAUCAUCAGUAAGGUACUAAACAGACACGAGUACUACAUCAUCAGUAAGGUACUAAACAGAAACGAGUACUACGUCAUCAGUAAGGUACUAAACAGAAACGAGUACUGCGUCAUCAGUAAGAGUCUGUGCCAGGUGUUGGACGCCUCUGUGUCCAUGAGCAGCCGAGUGUUGGAGACGCAGGUGGACGGACUCAUGUUCGCUCUGCAUCAACAGGUGUCUGCUCCUGUGGAUUACAACAACCCCCCCACUGUGAAGAACCACAACGAGGUCCUGCGCUGCUUCAGUUUGCUGGCCAACGCGUUCCCGGACCGACUGGUCAUGUUCGUCCUCCAGAAGUUGGAGAACAGUAAUGAACGGAGCAGAGUUGGUUCUUUGGCUGUUCUCCGACAUCUCAUCAACUCCACAGAUUCACUGAUGGACAGUAAGAAGCUGCUGAUUCUGGCCAGUAUCAGACAACCCAUGGCCGACCACAGCAACAAGGUGAAGAAGCGUGUGAUCCAGGUGAUCAGUGCGAUGGCUCAUCAUGGUUAUCUGGAGCUGGAGGGAGGAGAGUUACUGGUUCGCUUCAUUGUUCAACACUGCGCCUUACACAACACACUUCAGCGUGGUCCAAGGUCCACAGAUCCAGAGGAAGUGACCAAUGAGGCUCUGAGAACGAUGUGUGACAACAGCCUCCACCUGCUGACCACCACCGUUGGACAACUGGCCCCCGUGCUUUGGCCAAAGUUGUUGUAUUAUCUGACGCCAUCUCAGUUCAGUAACGCCACCACUCCUUUGUGUAAAAGUCUAAUAGUCUUGGGAAAUACCAAGAAACAAAACAAGGACCCCAGUUUUAACAUAGACUUCACACAGGAAGUCAAUCUGCCCUCACCUCAAACACUGAUGAUCAGACUGAUGGUGAAUGCAGCCUUUCCGUUCAACUGCAGAGGACAUGGGGCUCCAUCCCUGUCCCUCCUCCUCGUCCUCAGCACCAACAUCCACCCGAGGACCGAUGGCCUGUGGGACAGAGACAUCCCCCCCCUGGUGGCAGAACUGGAAGAGUCAACAGUACAAACUCUAGAUCAGCAGCAGUGGGAGCAGAAGCUGCUGAAGCUUUUGUCCAAAACUCUGGCGACUGUGGAUGAUGAUCAGUGGGUUUGUCAUUUGGCAGCUGAAGCCACGCGCUACCUCUGCACGUACAACAACGCCUUAGAGGAGAAGAGUUUCCUGUAUCGGUGCAUUGGGGUGACGCUCCAACACUGUUUCAAUAAGGACAUGGUUCAAAAACAGCUCCAUGAACUCCUGGUCGGUGCCCGUCACAACGACGCCGUGGAGCGACAGGGCGUGGCCAUGGGCGUUGGCCUGUGUGCCAACAGCCACCUAGAGGGAACUCUGGCAAAACUGGACGAGUUUGGAAAAUCAGACGCCUUUAAGAAGUCACCGAGCAUCUUCAACCUGCUGAAGGAACGUAAUGAGGUUGAGGUGGAGAAGGUGAAAAGUACUUUAAUACUGUGUUAUGGUCAUGUUGCUCUGAACGCACCUCCAGAGCAGAUCCUGAAGCGCCUUGACCAGGACAUCCUCCGCAGCAUCAGUAAACACUUCAACACUAAGGUUCUGGGGAUUAAAGUAGAGACUAAGGACCUGACAAUGAAGCUGAGUCUGAUCCAGAGCAUUGGCCUCAUCGCCAAAGCCGUGGGCGAGUGUGUGAAGAAACAGGGCUACGUCUUUACGCGGAAACAGGAGCUCAUUAGCAUCAUGCUGGAUUUCAUCAAGGCAGAGGCAGCUGAUUCAUUACGGACUCCAGUGCGCCCUCUGGUGAUGAGCACCUGUGCCAACCUGAUACCUCUGGAUCCUCCUCUGACCGAGAAUGAUGCCUUCGACCUGUUGAAGGUUUGUGUGAACAGUGUGUUUUCUCUGCCGCCGGAGACGCACACACCUGAGAGAACCAAAGACGAUGAUGUCCUGGACCCCAAGCAGAGACAGACGUUGUACACAGACACGUUGGCAUCGCUGCAGCAGCUGUUGAGGAGUUUCCUGUUGAAGGAUCCAAACCCCGAUGGCCUGCAGAACGUCUUCAAGCACAUCGACUCAUGGCUGAGUUCAUCACAUGACCAUCAGAGACAGUGGGCGGUAACGGUUACAGCCGAUGUGUUGAUGUUCUACCUGGACCACCUGACCGUCAAGAACAUGGUGUCCUUCCAUAACCUUGGUGCCCUCCUCGGUCGUCUCUCUCCUCGUUGCUCUGAUCCUUUCUCCUCUGUUUCGUCCGCGGCCGUCAGUUGCAUCCACACUCUGCUUUACAUUCAGCUGCGCUAUGAAGGCUUUGCCCUCGACCAUAAGGAUGAAGGCGUGGACAGUCUGAUUCCUCUGAAGGAACGUCUGGAGAACCCUGACCACUCAGUCCUCUACAAGACCUGCUCAGACCUAACCAAGGUCAUGAGUAAACGUCUUCCUCAGGGACAGAUGUCCACUCUGGUCUUCGUGCUGUUUGAUGGACUGGUGGACAGUCAGUCCAACUGCAGUCGCGCGGCAUCCGUCAUCCUCAACACGCUGCUAAAGAACAGAGGAGGAGGCCUCCAGGAGCUGGUUCCACAGAUGUUGGAGGUUCUCCAUGUGUGUCUUCAGAACAUCACAGAGGAGCAGGUCAGAGUGGCCAUUGGACAGACCGUUCUCAUCCUGGCAUCACAACAUCUGCAGACGGUUCUGACCACAACUAGUGAACCAGCCCCCUACCCUAUGACAGACCCGCUUGUGGCCAGACAGAUUCUGGAGACAGUGAUGGACAAGUUAGUGGUUCUGGGCUCCAUUCGUGGACAGGAAGGAGUGGACAAGUCAGAGGAGAGCCUCUAA